Molecule: messenger RNA, 1812 nt
Organism: Rotaria socialis
Lineage: Eukaryota; Metazoa; Rotifera; Eurotatoria; Philodinida; Philodinidae
Source: the annotation of a GenBank genome assembly
AUGUCAGGUCCUCGUCAAAAUAUGCAUCAACAGCGAGGAAGUAAUAAUAAUAAUAAUUAUAUGUCGAUGAACAAUCGUAAUAACAGUAAUACAAAUAAUAUGGGAGGUUAUAGUAGUGGACAAGGUGUGAAACGAAUGCGUGGUGAUGAUUCGCGUAGCGAUAGUUUGAGUGCACCUCAUCGUAUGAAGUGGGAUUCACUUGAAGAGGAUCAUAAUGUGAAAUUUUUAGAAAGAAAUGAUAUUGAUCAACGAUCCGAAGCUCAUGGUCAAUUCACAAAUAUAACAUUGAACGAAACAGCCGUACUCUGUUUUACAGUUCAAAAUGCUAAAUAUCCAAUCACUCUUGAUGUUAUGCGGAAGAUUUGUGCGAUCACUGGACAAGUAUUACGUAUCUGUAUAUUACGUAAACGUAUUCUUCAAGUUUUGAUUGAAUUUGAUUCUAUGGACACAGCAAGAAAAGUAAAAGAUGAGCUUGAUGGUGCUGAUAUUUAUUCUGGUUGUUGUACACUGAAAAUUGAAUUUGCCAAUCUUAAACAUCUUGUCGUACGUGGUAAUGAUCAAGACAAUCUCGAUUUAACAGUUGAUGAAAACAGAUAUGCUCGUCGUAAAACUUUAUUAUCGUCUCCACCACGAGUUGACCGUUUCGAACCACCUAUACUUGGCAAUGAAUCUUUUGCAUCGAAUACAAGAUUUCCAUCAGCAGCAUUACAACCAGAAUUGGAUCGAUUUUUAAGUCGAAGUUCAUCAUCGUUUGCAUCAACUCAUGAUCGACCAUCAUCACGCGAUGAACCCGGAAGUUUUCAUCAACAACAACAACAACAACAACAACAACCACAACAACUAUUUAGUAAUAAUCCACAUUUGAUUGCUCAACAAUUGGACACAUUUGAUCAUCCACAACGUCUACUACCAUAUUCAGUUGGAUCCAAUCGUUUUCGUGAAGCAUCACCACCAUCAUCGUCAAACCCAAUAGAAAAAUCGGAUUGUUGUGUAUUCAAUGUUGAAGGUUUAUCUUCACCUAGUUGGAAUUGUGAGAGAUUAUUUAAUUUACUUUGUCUCUAUGGCAAUGUUUUACGUGUUAAAUUUUUAAAAUCGAAAGAAGGUGGUGCUAUGAUACAAAUGAAUCAUUGUGAAAAUCUUCGACAACAUUUAAAAAGUCUCAAUUCAACAUUUAUUUUUGGACAAACAUUUAUUAUUGUCCCUUCACGACAACUUGAAAUUCAACACAUGACUCGGCCAUUUCCAUUAGAAAAUGGUGAACCAUCUUAUAUGGAAUUUGAUACUAAUCGUAAUAAUCGAUAUUUAACAAGUGAUCAAGCAAUUAAAAAUCGACCCGUUGCACCAUCGCAUGUUUUAUAUUAUUUUAAUACACCACCGAAUAUGCUUGAAGUUGAUAUCGUACGAUUUUUUGAAGAUCUUGGUGCAAAACGACCAGUUAAAGUGAAGAAUUUUCCACCAAGAAAGGAGUCACAUCAUGAUCGCAAUCGUCGAGGAAAUAAUCAACCAAAAGGUGUUACUGGUCUAGCUGAAUUUCGAACAAUUACGGAUGCUUGCGAAUGCUUAAUUUUAGCAAAUAAUUAUCCAAUACCUCAUCAAUCAUCUAAUUGGCCAUUUUUUUUCAAGUUAACAUUUUCCGCAACACCCAUUACCGAUGAAGAUGCACAACUUGGAGAAGAAAUGGAUACUAGUUUAGCUACAGUAACAAUUGAAAAUGGCCGCCGACAUCAUCGUGAAAAAUCUCCAGAUGAUGGUAAACGAAAUGGAAGUUCUAGUGAACAUCGUCGACGUCGUCACAGUAGCCCACCAGCAUAG